Messenger RNA from Stylophora pistillata, 3564 nucleotides. RefSeq lists its product as uncharacterized. Gene Ontology annotation, biological process: carboxylic acid metabolic process. NCBI's taxonomy places the organism in Eukaryota, Metazoa, Cnidaria, Anthozoa, Scleractinia, Pocilloporidae. The record is from RefSeq and is a predicted model, not a curated record. Gene Ontology annotation, molecular function: pyridoxal phosphate binding; carbon-carbon lyase activity.
CAGAGGUGUUUAAGAGACCAGCGUUAAGCCAAGCGAUCGCUACACUGGGUAAAGUCGUCGAGCGAACCGAACUAGGAGAAAGCUUUAGGUCUCACGGUGUUCAUUCGUGAUUUACUAGAAGACAUUGGAGCAGUGCGCAGUUGCACCCAAACAAGCAAUGUUUAACCCCAGAAAGAAAACGUCGCGUAACGGAGGAAAAGAAAAAAAGAAGGGUAAGGGAAAACCGCCCAUGUUCACCCAUAGACGUGGCAUUUUCUCCAAACGCGACGUUAGCGAUGAUGUAACAAAGCCAUGGGCUGCUGUUGGAACUUGGUUUCUUGGCCCAAAAGCAGAGAAUGCCGACGUGUUCAUUGAUCUAAUGUUUGACUCCAUUAGAGCCCAUAUGGACUUUCGCCGAGGUUUCUACCCUUGUGAUCCACCAUACGUCACGGACGAGUUGCGAAAGGCAGAGUCUUUCAAAAGAUCCUAUGAGAAAAUAAAAACAGAAUUGGAUAAUAUUCAGAAGGACCUGUAUAGAUCUGUUCCAUUUUUCAGUACGAGAUACAAGGGACAUGUCAACUGGGACACCGCAGUUCCUGCAAAUCUUGGGUAUAUAGCCUCCAUUUUGUGGAACCAAAACAACUGCGCAGCUGAAGGUGGACCGGCAACCACUGGGUACGAGGUCCAGGUUGGCGAAGACCUAUGUGAGAUGGUCGGCUUGAACAGGAACACCAGCUUGGGACACUUGGUAGCUGGAGGAUCAGUUGCCAACGUUGAAGCUAUAUGGGUAGCAAGAAAUCUUAAGUACUAUGCACUUGGACUUCAAGAAGCUUUGCUGAAAGAAGAACAGCUAAGAGGUCCACGUGGUUACGAGAUAAACCUUUCUCAUCAUGAGACCCCAACUCUAUUGAUCACCGCUACGCAAUGGGAACUCCUCAAUCUAGAUACUGACACAAUCAUUAAGAUGCCAGCUGAUGUGGCGACUCUGGCUGAAAUCGAUCAGAAAGCGCUUCGGAAAAUCUUGGCUGACUAUCUCUACGAGUCCAUUGGUGCUCAGGAAUUCUGCAACCGUCACAAGCUCACUACAUCACCUUGUGUUGUGGUUGCCAGUACCUACCAUGUGUCCUUCCUCAAAGCGGUAACCAUCACGGGUCUUGGAAAAGAUUGUCUGGUGACAGUUCCUGUUGAUGCGAAUGCUCGCAUGAACUCUCAAGUGCUGGAAAUUACUCUACGAGAGAAGUUGUUGAAAAAAAUUCCUGUUAUAAGUGUAAUCAGUAUCAUGGGGACUACAGAGGAGAGUGCAGUUGACCCAUUGGUGGACAUCCUCUCAAUCAGGACAAAACUGAGUCAAGAGGGACUGAAUUUUAGCAUCCACGCGGAUGCAGCCUGGGGAGCAUACUUCUCAUGCAUGUUUCGUGAGCCUCAUGUGAGCGUCGCCAUGGCGUCCCCUGCAGAAGAAAGCUUCGUUCCUGAACUACAGCUAAAUAGCCACGUUACAGACCAACUGAAGGCUCUGAACCAGUGUGACACCAUUACAGUGGAUCCUCACAAAUCCGGCUUCUGCCCGUAUCCAGCCGGGGCAAUCUGCUACCGUAACCAAGGUCUCAAUAACUUCCUGUCUUUAACCAGUGGUGUAGUCUAUUAUCAUGGUGAUAUCAACCUUGGAGACCUUGGCCUGGAAGGAUCCAAACCUGGUGCAGCUGCCACUGGAGUGCUGCUCGCCAACAGGGUGAUUGGACUCCACAAGAAUGGAUACGGCCGUAUCUUAGCGGAGUGCAUGUUCACCUCCAAGAUCCUUUACUGCUACUGGGUCUGCAUGGCAGAGGAUACUGAUGAUUUUUUUUGUGAAACAACCAAGCCACUUCCCUCCGGAAAAAUUCCUGUUUCUCCUGACAGCGACGAGAAGGUUGACUACAAAACUUUCAUAAAACGCAACGUGUUGGGAAAAUCCAAUGAAGAACUCUCGCAGGACAAAUACACCAUGAGUAUCCUCAAAGAAAUUGGGCCUGACACUAUGAUUCCUUGCUUCUCUGUUAAUAUCCGCGAAAAUAAAGAUGUGAGCCAAUGUAACAAUAUCGUCAGUGCAAUCUUUAACGACCUGAGCCACGCUUCCACCGAAGAAUCUGAACAAAGGGUCCCUAUGAUUGUGACAUCUUCUACAAUGCAAGAUCACAAAUACAGCUUAGCUCUGAAGAAAUUCAAGGAAAGACUUGGGCUGAGCACAGACAACAAGGAAGGAGUGAAGUACGUUAUCACCACAUGUCUGGAUCCGUGGUCCACUUCAUUGGAAUUCAUGGACGACUUCGCCGACAUCAUGAGGAACGCAAUCCUCAAUGCCAUUGGCACGGUUACGGACAAGCCAGACUGCCACAGUUUUGUUUGCACAGACAAGGUGAAUGAAAAGAACGAAAUAUUCGUGUGUUAUGCUGGAAACUUCAGCCAGACUCAACACCGGUACUUCUCGGUUGCAAGGUUCAAGUUCCACUCAGAGGCCGACGUGGCUACUUUUAAUGAUGCUGUGCAGAAAGCUGGUGAUCAGCCUGUGGUAAUGCAAAAUCUUAAGACUGAACCAAAGAAGCUUCAUGACCUGCUGUUUAACGAUUCCGGGGAAAAAAGAGAAACCGUGAAGUUUGAUUUCUUUGUUGGCCUCCCAAGUGGAAUUAUUAGACCGUUCAUGACGGCCGACAUGGCGAUCAAAGACGUGCCUCGUUAUGACCACUUUGACAAAGCCGAUGAGCAGUACCCAGAGGUUGCCACAUACGUCAUGUAUGGUAACUUGAAUGAUGCCUACCUGUUCCAUAUUCCGACAAAGGACCCAGAUUACUUGCAGGUAGGUCAUCGAAGAGGUACCUUUGAGAUUGUCCGACUUGCAGAGGUCCCAAAAGGCUUAGGCGAUGGUGGUGAAAAAUCCGUGGUUCUAAAGCAAGGUGUGGAUGCUGAGUUGCCCAGGGUUCCCGGCUCCCCCACCUUUGACCCCCAAACUAAAAAGAUUAAGGACCCCCUGGCAGACACGAAAUACUAUGUAGAAUUCGUUGGAAUUCAAGGACAAGAAAUUAAAACUACUGUCAUGAUACAAAAGAAAAUUUGGUUUGACGGCGACGUGCUAAACAAAUCUGCAGUUGCAUAAGAACAUAGUGAAAUGAGACAGUCCAGUUGAAUACUAACUGUGAUUAUUUCAUGGCAGAUAAAAGGCAUAUGUGUCUGUUCUAGAGUUAUUUUGGAAACUAUAGCUAGCUCUACGAACACUGCUUAAGGCGAAGCCUCGAUACCGCUGAUUUAAGUUUAUUUCAAAGUAGUCUGCAAUGAGUGACAAUCACGUGACAGUUAUGCUGUCACGAUGUCUUAGUCUUUCAAAUUAGUCUGUGACGUGUGACAAUUACGUGAAAAUUAAGCUCUCACGAUGUUUUAGUUACUGGAAUCUGAGAUUUUUAUUGGUGUAAUGGUAGGAGAACUUAAAUUCAACCAGACAUUAAAAAACAUCGCGAGGUCGAUGAUUUAGAAUAGUCAGUGAAGUCAAACCAAGCAAUUGUUGGAAGUAGUUUGCUACAUUACAAUAAAGUCAAUACCCUGAUCAGGGAUCUUUGC